AAGAAAACCUUGCAAAAAUCAACCAAUCGCCAAAUCACAAUGCCCGAUCGUCAUCGUCAUCAAGAAAACGUGAGUUAUAACAAAGCUUAAAUUUUUCUUGCGUCUCAAUCAUUUUAACAAGAAACCCUUAAUUCCUUCCAAGAAAUCAGGGAUACCCACAAUGGAGAUAGCCCUUUUUCUUGGAUAUUGACAGUGUGUGUGUGAUAAGAGAUAGCUAUAUAUAUAUAUAUAUAUAUAUUUGGAUAUUGACGAAAUUGUAAAGAAUGUCGCUGCCGUUUAUGAAACUUGGAACACUUGCAGUGAGAACCAUAAGCAAGCCCAUCGCUAAUAGGCUUAAAAAACACGCCGCCGUUAGCCCUGAAUUUCGAACUGCCAUUAUUGGUAUUGCUCAGGCAAACCAUCGGUUCACGACAACAAUACAAAGGCGAAUAUAUGGGCGUUCAACAAAUGUUGAAAUUCGGCCUUUGAACGAGGAGAGAGCUGUUCAGGUAGCAGGGGACCUUAUUGGAGAAAUAUUUGUUUUCACGGUUGCAGGAGUUGCCCUUAUUUUUGAGGUGCAAAGAAAUGCUAGAUCAGAGGCUAAAAAGGAAGAAAUCCGUAAGCAAGAAAUUGAGUCCUUGUGGCAACGAGAUGAAGAAGUAGCAAGACAGGUGGAGCUUCUCAAGAAAAGAAUCAACGAACUUGAUCAGCAGAUCGCCAAUGCAAAAGCGUUAGCUGGUAGUCAAGCCAAAUAUACCAAGUAAGCAAAGUCGUCCUCUUGACCACGUCUUGGCUGCAAAUAAUGCAAUUAUACUUGAUUCUUCACGGGUAUUUCACCAAACACUUCAAAUUCUACAAUGAGAUACUAUUCAUGACUUAAAUAGUUAAAUCCAGUUAUUCCUAGAUUUGCGAUGUGAUUUGUCAGAUAGAUCAUGUUGGAAUGGAAAAUUAUAGCAAAUUGCCCAUUUUAUCUUUGAUGGGCUAUGGGGGUACUUUAAAAAGUAAUUUUGUGUUGGUGAAGUCUCUUUAUGCAUUCUUAAUAUGUUAUUUUAUGAUUUUGAAUGCAAGAAUUAGAAUUUGGUGUGCUUAUUAGCAUGAGAUUA
Erigeron canadensis is the source of this 1082-nucleotide messenger RNA. Its product is annotated as OPA3-like protein. The record is from RefSeq and is a predicted model, not a curated record. Gene Ontology annotation, biological process: regulation of lipid metabolic process. The transcript has 4 exons. Gene Ontology annotation, cellular component: mitochondrion. The coding region runs from base 264 to 743 and encodes 159 amino acids. NCBI's taxonomy places the organism in Eukaryota, Viridiplantae, Streptophyta, Magnoliopsida, Asterales, Asteraceae.